Messenger RNA from Otolemur garnettii (small-eared galago), 898 nucleotides. RefSeq names its product protein POLR1D. The transcript is spliced from 3 exons. Lineage: Eukaryota; Metazoa; Chordata; Mammalia; Primates; Galagidae. Bases 185 to 553 code for a protein of 122 amino acids. The record is from RefSeq and is a predicted model, not a curated record.
GAGCCUCUACGCCCCGCCCAGCGACCGGUCCCCGCCGCGCCGCUGCGGCUCCUCCUCCCUCCUUCCGUCCUCAGCUCCUUCCGUCGGUGGUUCUUUUCUUCCUGCUUCGCCUGCACGCUUCGCGGUAUGGGGCAGAGCCUCGAAUCCGCCAGUACCUCCUGAGGAUCCUGAAACCACCCCCGCGAUGGAGGAGGACCAGGAGCUGGAGAGGAAAGCAAUAGAAGAACUGCUUAAGGAGGCAAAGCGUGGGAAGACAAGAGCAGAAACAAUGGGGCCUAUGGGUUGGAUGAAGUGUCCCCUUGCUGGUACAAAUAAAAGAUUUCUAAUUAACACAAUUAAGAACACAUUGCCCUCCCAUAAAGAGCAAGACCACGAACAAAAAGAGGGCAGUAAGGAACCCACAAAGAACCAGGCCCAGAAAGAAGAAAAUCCGAAGCAGCACAGAAGCCAUCCUUACAAGCAGAGCUACCGUUCCCGAGGCGCGGUCAACUACUCCCCGCCGAGGAAGCGGAGCUCCCAGGACAAGCGCGAAAAGCGACCCAGCCGGCGGUGAGGGUGGGAUGGGGUGUGCAGACAGGGCUGUGGGCGACAGGCGUUGGCUGGCAGAGCACACACCUGACAGUGAUUUUUACAGUCCAUUCUUUGUUAUUGUUUUUAAAGAGGCUGCUGGCAACAGGCAAAAAAAAAAAAAAAAAAAAAAAAAACCUGAUAACUCAAGGAAACCAGUACAAAGGAAAAUGUCUUGGCAAGUUUAAGCUACUUCAGCAGUUUAAUAUAUGCACACGUAUGGUUUUUAUUCUAUCUUGUUUGGAAGUGAGUUCCAAAAUAAGCAAAUCUAGAGUUUAAAGUUUUCAGAGAUUAUUAAAACUGUUUCCAUUUUUUUUGUCCUUUCUCAAAA